Molecule: messenger RNA, 1276 nt
Organism: Emys orbicularis (European pond turtle)
Lineage: Eukaryota; Metazoa; Chordata; Testudines; Emydidae
Gene: MAD2L1BP
Product: MAD2L1 binding protein
Exons: 3
Coding region: 1-858 (285 amino acids)
Biological process (GO): regulation of exit from mitosis
Cellular component (GO): nucleus
Source: RefSeq, a predicted model, not a curated record
AUGGCGGGGCAGGGCCGCCAGGAGCGGGCAGCUGACCUGCUCCAGACCGAGCCCGCGGAGGCCCCGACCGUGACCCCGGAGCUCGCCGCGGGACGGGGCGGCAGCAGCGCGGCGGCGGCGUUUCACUGCCCGCAGGGCCCGGCCGGCCGCGCCCCGGGCUGCCGCUCGGUCUCGGUGGUGUUCCCCGGCCCCGUGACCCAGCAGGGCUGCUGCCACUUCGCCUGCGAGCUCCUCAAACACGUGCUGUACCAGCGGCACCAGCUGCCCCUGCCCUACGAGCAGCUCGCCUACUUCUGCAGGAGGGCGCUGCCCCGCCAGCCGCAGGAUGGAGAUGCAAUUAAGAAGCCACAUCCCCCAGACCUAGGGAGCAGCAGGAAGUGCCAGCAGUUGCUAAUGGAGCUGGAGGGAGUGUUCCGGCACUUGGAAGCCAUGUUCAACCUGACAUUGGUCCCUCGGGUCCUUAUUCUAGUUGGAGGAAAUGCCAUGAGCCCCAAGGAGCUCUAUGAGAUCAACUUGGAGGGCAUCUCAGUGGGCAAUGCUGAGGAGAGCCUGCAAACACCAUCCUGUGUUCGUAAGCUUUUCCACUCACUCUUCCUUGCAGACGUCUUCAGUGAGCUACAGGCUGUCCCUGUCAUGGGAACCAUUGUCAUGGUCCAAGGCCACCGUGACUGUGGCAUUGACUGGUUCCGACCCAAGCUCAACUACAAAGUGCCAGCACGCGGGAGGAAGCUGACUGUCAACUUGUCCUGUGGUGGAAACAGCAGUACAAAUUCAUCUUCUCAGCAGGGAGCGACCUCUGUCUGGGACAACUACAUAUGGUUCCAAGCACCAGUGACAGUUAAGGGCUUCCAUGAAUGACUCUUGCUCUAUAGCAUUUUAAUGAGACAUUUUAAAUAAUCAUCUGGUGCUACUUUAGUUGAUACAAAAGAAUGUUUGUUUUUUUUUAAUGAUCUGUAGCUACACCUCUCUGAAACCUAUAUCCAGGGAAUCUGCUACCUGCAUGCAGCUGGGGUGUGUUCCACUGUCCAUACAACAGAGCUUUAAAUAUCCUCAUACCCGGGGAAAGCACUAGAGCAGUUUUGCCCACAGAUGUAGGCCUCUUGGGGGAACUGAGUCAGGAAGAAGGAAUUCCCUAGAGGGUUGGUGGGAGUAAUUUUAUGUUUGUGCAGCAUGCCCACUUACCCAGUCAAUACUUGAAGCAGCCUUUUCUGAGAGUAUCAUGGUGUUCACACAGCUGUUCUCCUCUACUUGCUGAUAAAGUCGUGUACAAUGUUAA